AUGUCAGUUAAAAACGUAUAUUUAGUAGCAUACAAUGUUAUCCAAACUAUUGGAUGGUCAUAUAUUUUAUUUUUAUUAAGUGUUCAUCUUUUUGAAACCAAAUCACCAAUUGGAGUUUGGGAAAAAGUUGGAGAUUUAGUUCGUAUUUUCCAAUAUGCUGCAGUUUUAGAAAUUGUUCAUUCGGCUUUAGGUUUAGUUAGAACAUCAGCAGUUACAACUUUUAUUCAAGUUUUCUCACGUGUUGCCUGUGUUUUUUUAGCUGAUAACAUCCCAUCCACACAAAAUCAUUUCUUCCUCUCAUUAAUGUUAAUGUCAUGGUCAAUCACCGAAGUUAUUCGUUACAGUUUCUAUGCUCUUUCAAUUCUCAAAAUCGAUCUCUACUUUUUAGGUUGGUUAAGAUACACAACUUUCAUUGUUCUCUAUCCAACUGGUGUUACUGGUGAAACUGGUACCAUUUGGAAUAGUUUAGAAUUUGUUAAAAGAACUGGUUUCCUCACUCUUUCACUCCCAAAUUCUUUAAAUUUUGGUUUCGAUUUUUACACUGCUCUUAUUUGUUCAUUAGGUUUCUAUGUUGUUGGUCUUCCAUAUCUCUACACCUAUAUGCUUGGUCAAAGAAAGAAAUUUAUUGCUUCAAAUAAAAAACAAAAAACAAAUUAA
Messenger RNA from Dictyostelium purpureum, 657 nucleotides. RefSeq lists its product as uncharacterized. The transcript has a single exon. The record is from RefSeq and is a predicted model, not a curated record. Gene Ontology annotation, biological process: sphingolipid biosynthetic process; very long-chain fatty acid biosynthetic process; fatty acid elongation. Gene Ontology annotation, molecular function: 3-hydroxyacyl-CoA dehydratase activity. Bases 1 to 657 code for a protein of 218 amino acids. NCBI's taxonomy places the organism in Eukaryota, Evosea, Eumycetozoa, Dictyosteliales, Dictyosteliaceae. Gene Ontology annotation, cellular component: endoplasmic reticulum membrane.